AUGCGGAUACAGUUAUUUUUCCUGUGGAUUCUGCACUUCAUGGAUCUUGCAAGAGGCGCAGACAACACAAAUAUUCUGCGAUACAGACGUAGCUCUUCAGUGGCCAGACUGUGUCCGGCAGGUUGUGCAUCGUGCUCGGCCCUGAAUGGCUGCCUGUCCUGUAAACCUCGCCUCUUCUUCCACCUGGAGCUGGACGGGAUGAGGCAGAGGGGCACCUGUCUGUCCUCCUGCCCCAGGGGUCACUACGACAAGCGCUCGCCACAAUUUAACACAUGCACCAGGUGCCGAGAGGACUGCGCUUUCUGUUUCAGUGAAACCUUCUGCACUCGCUGUCAUCCGGACCACUUCCUUUUCCGAGGAAAAUGUGGAAAUAGCUGUCCGAAUGGGCUGACUGCAAACACAGCCCUGCGAGAGUGCACAGAGUGCCCUGCGGGCUGUGAGGUGUGUGUGAAGAUAAACGAGUGUGUGAGGUGUCAAGCUGAUUUAUACUUUCUCCACGGGCAGUGCCACCAUAACUGCCCCAGUGGAUCAGAGCCCGAUGUGCAGCUCAUGCAGUGCACCCCUCAAGUACAAUUUGGGGUUGGGGAAUGGACAAAGUGGGGUCCGUGUAUUCAGAAAAAGAGCCUGCGGGCCAAUAGGAGGGGAGAGGAAACACGCACCCGACAACUACCGCGGUCCACAUGUGUCGGGGACCGAUGUCCACAUGUGUCUGAGAUCAGGAAGUGUGUCAUCAAAAAGAGACCAAGUGGACUGUCAUGA
Limanda limanda (common dab) is the source of this 759-nucleotide messenger RNA. Its product is annotated as R-spondin-3-like. The transcript is spliced from 5 exons. Bases 1 to 759 code for a protein of 252 amino acids. The record is from RefSeq and is a predicted model, not a curated record. Lineage: Eukaryota; Metazoa; Chordata; Actinopteri; Pleuronectiformes; Pleuronectidae.